AUGCCUGCAAAAGAAGACACAUGGGCCUUCCAACCGAUCGGAGCUCCAUUCCCCGACAAGCCGGUCAAGGUGAUGAACGAGCAGAACAUGUACGUCGCUUUGUGGUACAAGCACGGAAAACCAAUCCAUGGACGCGUGUGGAACAAUGGAGGAGUCGUUGAGUGCUCUUUCCCAUACAAGGAGUACGAACUCACCGGGGCCAAGGAUCUCGGCGGACAAAUCCAGGUUCUCCAAUACAAGGGCGACCACAACAACCUCGGCUACUGGUACAACUGGAUCAAGUACGCGGAUCGUCUCGAGAAGGAUUUGGCCGACCGUGAGAUUGUGCGCUGUGGAGACUCGUUCCCAAUCUUCUGGCCAAACAGCCCCGAAGGACCCGUGCUUGGAUAUGUCGACAACAAAACCGAGAUUGCUUGGUUCUCAAUCAACAAGAAGGUGAUUCAUCGUCAAGGCGGUGAUCUCUUGCCGAUGUUUGUCAUCGCUCGCGAGCUCAAGGGAGGACCACCCAAUUGUGAAUGCGCCAACUGCUCCAAGGGACCACCACGUCCAGUCAUUCGUGUCAUGCUCAACGAGUGGGCUGAUUUCCGUAUGGGUGACCCGUGGCCAAACAAGAAACUUGUCAAGGCACUGGGCAAGUCGUUGGACUCGUUGCCCGGUGAGAGCCCGGAUCAAUACGUCGCACUAUGGUAUCAACAUGGAGAGCCGGUGAUGGGACGCAUUUGGAACGAUCAAGGAAAGAUUGCAGCCAACUUUGCCUGGGGAGGACACGAGUACAAGAAGAAUGUUGGAUCGCUUCAAGUUCUCUACGAGCUCUCGGAUGCUGUGCGUGGAUUCGACUAUGGUUGGAUUCCAUUCCCCGAAGCGGCCUCAUUCGACAAGAAGGACUGGUUCCCCGUGCACGUCGAUCACUACAAAGGAGACAUCUCGCCGGGUGUGAUCACUGUGAAUGGAAAGCAAAUCCUCGGAAAGGUCGACAUCAAGAAUGAGCGAUGCUCGUACGGAGCCGGUGGCAAAGAAGUUGUGAUCCAAGGACCUGCCGUUCACUCGACGAUCGUCCUCUGCCGCAAGCCCAAGCCAGGAUGCAAGUUCGAC
Molecule: messenger RNA, 1092 nt
Organism: Mesorhabditis belari
Lineage: Eukaryota; Metazoa; Nematoda; Chromadorea; Rhabditida; Rhabditidae
Source: the annotation of a GenBank genome assembly